Molecule: messenger RNA, 6542 nt
Organism: Folsomia candida
Lineage: Eukaryota; Metazoa; Arthropoda; Collembola; Entomobryomorpha; Isotomidae
Product: ATP-binding cassette sub-family A member 3
Exons: 33
Coding region: 1003-6408 (1801 amino acids)
Biological process (GO): lipid transport; transmembrane transport
Cellular component (GO): intracellular membrane-bounded organelle; membrane
Molecular function (GO): ABC-type transporter activity; ATP hydrolysis activity; ATP binding
Source: RefSeq, a predicted model, not a curated record
UAUAUCAUGCAUACGUGAACGUGAAAUUGACACGAUUCGCAUAACAGUGACAUUCAUAUUCACUUGUUACUUAUUGUGUGUCGCAAUUAUUUAGAUGAGUCAUAUCUGAGUUUGUAGAAUGGUAAAAUAAAGUAAAACGUGGUUCUGAGCUUACGCAAUUAAUUAAGAGAUCUACAUAAAUAUGUACAAGUAAGAUUUCUGCAAUUAUUCUACGAACAUAGUAACGACGAGGUUUAGUGCUCUGUUGUUCUCCGGGUUAUUUUCAUUUGCGAAUUCCUAUUUUCCAUCGUCUUUAGGCAACUACUGAAGCAGUAUGUAGUGGUCAGGUCAUUUAAUUAAAUCCAGAAUGUGGCAUGUUUGUGUGUGGAGUGCUGAAAAAAACUAUUUGCUCACCGACAGGUACUAAAUAAUUAUGCUAACGGUUGGCACUGGAUGCGAUGUUCAGUGUCAGCUUAAAAUGGAACUACAACACUUCUCCAAGACGCAUUCAGUUGAUAAUUGGACAAACCACGACGACUUCACAAUUCUGACUUGUCUCAAGUUCCUGCCUGAGAUGGACAGCUUUUGCAAUGAGCUUGGAACCUGAUCCAGUUGUCAUUUGCACUCAUCUUUGAACAAAUCAACCUAGAUCAUUAGGAGAAGACAAGAUUCAAGAUUUUUUCGUAAAUAUUUACGCAUCAAUAAUUAUUAACUGUUAGGACUUUUGGAAUCAAUAGACUGAUUAAGUAUAAGGAAUCCUUAUCCAUUGGUCAGCAAGUAGUUGAAAGUGUUGCCGUAUGUAUAAAGAUCUUAAGUACCAUGAAAAGUUUGCUCCCAAAAUUUUGCAAUAGUUGUGAUAAAGUUUUUAAAUACAUCAGUCAAGAUACAUAAGUAACUCUGUGAUUACUACAACCGUUUUUUAUUCGCUACGAAUUAAACAUAAAUUUCCAGCGCUUGAAACCCACAACUUGCUCAAGUUAUUUAAUAUUACUAACACGCAAACAAUUAUUUUGAAUCAUUAAAAUGCCACUUAAAAGGAUUCCCAACCCUUUCAAGCAAAGGUCCAAAAGUUGGACUAUGGACCAUGGACACGUGAACGGAGGAUUUUUGAAUGACAAGGAUGGUACGAACAAUGGCUCACGGUCAUCAUCAGCAUCAUCCCAGUCACAAGAUGCGUCCAAUUGGGAUAAGUUCAAGCUGCUGCUGUGGAAAAACUACAAAAUCCAGAUUCGGCACAAGCUUCAAACUUCGUUUGAAAUAUUGCUUCCAAUCAUGUUCACAAUCCUUAUGGUCGUCAUGAGAUGCAUUAUUGAGUCAAAAGUUGUACAGGAACCGACGACAUUUCCAGCGUUCAGAGUUGACGAAGUUUCAUACACGGCCAAAUAUUGCUGCAAUGAAAUCUUUUACUCUCCAAAUAACUCUGUGGUUGACGAGCUUAUGGAUCGAAUUCGCACCAGCUUCUUUAAUAAUUCAGAGUUCGACACUCCAAUCACGUUUACGGGGUUUGCGACCGAAAAUGAGCUUGUAGAUAAAUAUUUGCUCAGCACGUCCCCAACAAUCGGCAAUAUCAAUCGAUCACAUGAAACGGUAAAAUCUGAUGGACCGGAUCUUUUUGGCGAAAACGCCGAAUCGUCGCCUAUUUUGGCUGGAAUUGUGUUUACGAAUGAUUUUCCUGAUGAUGGAAGUAAUUUUCCAACCGAUAUUCAGUACAAACUACGGUUUCCGGCAAUUCCUCGAGCAAGUUCUGACCUGAUCGGAGAUCGCUUUGGCAUAAAGAAGAUUUGGUUUUCCGAAAUACUGUACCCACUUGUUCAAUUAUUGGGACCAAGACAGCCUGGAGACAAGACUGGAGGUGUCCCAGGAUAUUACGAGGAAGGAUUUCUUUACUUGCAAUAUGCAAUAGAGACAACGCUUGUUAAACUGAUGUCCAAAAACGAUUCCCUGUUGGACUCUUAUGACAUCAAACUGCAACGAUUCCCAUAUCCGCCACAUAUCAACGACAAGUUCAUAUACAUUCUCCAGGGGAUAUUACCACUCACUUUAAUUUUAUCGUUCUUAUUUUCGACUAUCAAUAUAACCAAGUUGGUUUUAGUGGAAAAAGAAACGAGGCUGAAAGAAUAUAUGAAAACAAUGGGACUGCCUAAUUGGUUGCACUGGACAAGCUUUUUUACCAAACAUUUUUUAUUUUUGGCCAUAAGCACGUUAAUCAUCACCAUCCUUCUCAAGAUUCGAGCAACUGAAUCACAAGUUCUGGGAGUCUUGCCAAAAAGUGACCCUACCUUGAUUUAUGCCGCACUAAUGACGCACAUUUUUCAACUCGUAUGCUUCUCAUUCUUCGUUUCGACAUUGUUUAAAACUGCUAAUUCGGCCGCCAUCGUAGCAGCGAUUUUGUGGUUCAUCUUCUUCAUUCCAUUUACAUUUUUACAGCCAAGAUACAAUAAAAUUGAUCGGCUUGGCAAAAUCGGCUGGAGCUUUGGAACAAAUAUAGGCCUGUGUUUCUGCUGUCAAUUGAUAUGCAUGUUUGAAGGGACAGGGGUGGGUGUCCACUGGAACACUAUUUUUGAGGGUGCGACCCCCGAUGACCCUUUCUGCGUUUUUGACUGCAUGAUGAUCAUGGUUGUGAAUGGAUUCUUCUAUUUUGGGCUCACGAUUUACGUUGAAGCAGUUUUCCCAGGCGAAUAUGGCAUCGCACUUCCGUGGUACUUUCCCUUCACGAAAUGGUACUGGACUGGAGACCUUCGCAGUCCUGAUGCUAGUACCUUUCAAGAACUGGAUUUAAUAAGUAAACGUGGAUUGAAUAAGAGCGAAUACUUUGAAGUAAUUGCCACCAAGUCAAAACCAGGAAUUGAAAUAAAAGGCUUGACAAAACAGUAUGGCGACAAAGUGGCUGUUAAAAACCUGAGCUUAAACAUGUAUAAGGAUGAAAUUUUUGUACUACUCGGCCAUAAUUCUGCCGGAAAGUCAACAGCCAUGCAUAUACUUGCUGGAAUAUUUCCUCCCACAAGCGGAACUGCUCUGAUUGAUGGGGUUGACAUUUGCACAGAUAUGAAAGCUGUUAGACGUAGUUUAGGAUUGUGUCCUCAAUCAAAUAUUUUAUUUUCUGAGCUAACUGUGAAAGAACAUCUUCGAUUCUAUUCAGUUUUAAAAGGAGUCCACAAAUCCCAAGUGAAUUCAGAAGUGAGACGGAUGAUAAAAGCGAUUGGCCUAGAAGAUAAGGAAAAUGUUGUCUCUUCUGCUCUAAGUGGGGGCAUGAAACGCCGCCUUUCUGUCGGGAUUGCAUUUGUGGGGGGGUCGACUUGUAUUCUGCUAGAUGAGCCCAGCUCGGGACUUGAUGCGGGUGCUCGUCGGUCCAUUUGGGAUCUAAUUCAAAGGGAGAAAAAAGGUCGAACAGUCCUUCUCACAACGCAUUAUCUCGACGAGGCUGAUGUGUUGGGCGAUAAAUUGGCAAUAAUGGCUGAAGGAGAGCUCCAAUGUUAUGGAACGUCCCUAUUUCUCAAAAAGAAAUAUGGCUGCGGUUACCACUUAGUAAUUGUGAAGGAUCCCAGGUGCAAUGUGGCAAAAAUUACGGAAAUUUUACGCUCAAAGUUGGAUGAUGUUGAAGAAGAACAAAACGUGGGGGCCGAGCUGAGUUACGCCCUUCCUGACAACAUGUCCCAUUUAUUUGCCGAUGUGUUUGAAGGGCUGGAGAACAGGAAGGUUGAACUUGGAAUCGACUCGUAUGGCUGUUCCAUCACGACAAUGGAAGAAGUGUUUAUGAGAGUUGGACAACUUCAUGAUAAACAAGAAUCAGACAACAAUUUAUCGAAUGGAAAGCAAUCAGAUGUGCGAUUAAAUGUGGACGUUACUUUCUUAAAUGGGUCAAAAAUGAGCAUGAACCCUCAGAGUCAAGACAAAUUCAACGACAUGCCUCAUAAUACAGGACGCACACUUUUGGUUCAACAGUUUUGGGCCAUGAUAUGCAAAAAAAUCAUCUUCACUUGGAGAAAAAUCGGACUUCUUAUGGCCCAGAUUGCUAUCUGCGUCGUGUACCCAUCAUUAGUGCUCUUAAUUAUGACCACCGUUCCCGGAUUGUAUGAUCCGGGACCUCGUCUUGUAGUCCUUGAGGAUUAUGAAAAUUUUGGGAAAACAGUAACAACACUGCACUGUCCAAGCCAUAGUCCUGUCUGUCAAGGGUACAACAAAUAUUUGCAGGGUCGUAAUAACAUUGUUCAAGAGGUUCCAAAUAAUUCGACGGCUGAAGAUUACAUUUUAAAAAUGGCAACUAAGGAUGUUUCUUACGUAAAUUUUAAAUAUUUUGCUGCCCUCGAAGAAAAUUCCACCGCAGAGAAAACGGAACUCGUCGGCCUUUUCAACAAUCAACCCCUUCACACGCCUCCACUGGCUCUCAAUUUAAUCACAAAUGGAAUAUUAACCUCUUUUGCGGAAGAUAACUCUUCAUCUCAAAUCCAAGUCACAAAUCAUCCAUUUGGUUACGGUCCAAGUUUUGAAGAGUUAGGGUCGUAUUUUACUGUUGGAUUCCAAGUGGGGCUCCAUUUUUCACUAGCCUUAGGUUUCUUGGUGGCCGUAUAUGCAAUUUUUCCCAUCAAAGAACAAGCCAUGCGAUCCAAGCAUUUACAAUUCAUAUCCGGAGUAAACUUUAUUGUUUUCUGGAUUUCAAACCUUCUCGUGGAUUUGGUCUUGUACUUUCUCCCAUGUUUAGCCUUGCAUUUAAUUCUCAUCGGAUUUCAAGUUCAAGACUUUUACAGUGUUACUGUUCAAUUUUAUCUGCUACUUUUGUUUUACUGUUAUGCAUUUGCGGUACUUCCGAUGAUGUACUUGAGCUCACUCUUCUUCAGAGUUCCGUCCUCUGGGUUGGUGGGGAUGGCCGUUUUAAACGUGUUAUCAGGAUAUGCAACUUUAUUCGUUGGAAACAUUGUUAGCCAUCCUGAAUUGGACAAAGAUUCAUUGGCCACAACACUCCACAGAAUUUUUUUGAUUGUUCCUACGUACUCGUUGGGCAAAGGCAUUACCCAAAUUUCAAUAAAUUACCAAGUUGGUCAAGCAUGCAAAAUCGAGUUUUUGGAUGUCCUCUGUGAAAGUCAGCCGGACCGCAAAUCAUUUUUAAACUGGUGUUGCAACAAAUUGAAACCGGAUUAUUUAGACUGGGAGGAACUUGGAAUUGGCAGGAAUCUUGUGUACCUCACCGUGUUUGGAAUUAUUUGCUGGACUAUUUUGCUGGUUAUCGACUCUGGCAUACUUUCUAACACAUUUGGAAAAUUUAAAAGAAAAGUAGAACACAUUGGAGUGAAACGGUCGGUACCCAUGAUUGGGAAAGAAGACGAAGAUGUCAAAAAUGAGAGGAUUCGCAUUGACAAUUCAAACCUAGAGUUUCUAUCGUCCACUGAUAAUCUCAUAAUACGCGAUCUUUCGAAAACAUAUGGCAAUGACACACUUGCCGUCGACAGGAUCAGUUUGGGUGUCAAGAAAGGAGAAUGCUUUGGUCUUCUCGGCGCAAACGGAGCAGGGAAGACAUCCACAUUUCAAAUGCUGACAGGGGAACUGCCCAUCAGCAGUGGGGACGCUUAUGUAUAUGGUCAUUGCAUUCGCACCAGUCUCCAAAAAGCUCAUCGAAAUAUGGGAUAUUGUCCCCAGUUCGACUCUCUGAUUGAGGAAAUGACUGGACGAGAAACGCUCUGGAUGUAUGCUCGACUCAGGGGAAUCCCGGAAGCAUGCAUUCAUCAAACUACCGUUAAAUUAGCAGAAGAUCUAUUAUUUACAAAAUUUUUGGAUCGAAUUGUUAAAACCUACAGUGGUGGAAACAAACGUAAACUCUCAACUGCAAUUGCUUUAAUUGGAAAUCCUCCCAUUUUGUUUCUUGACGAAUUUACGUCGGGGAUUGAUGCCGUAGCCAGACGUCAUUUGUGGGAUUGUAUUUCAAAAAUAAGAGACAGCGGAACAUCCGUUGUUUUGACAUCUCACAGCAUGGAAGAGACAGAGUUCCUGUGUACUCGAUUAGCAAUUAUGGUGAAUGGUCGAUUUCGUUGUUGUGGAUCUCCUCAGCAGCUAAAAAGCAAAUUUGGUGAAGGUUACACCCUUAUUGCUCAAACAAAGAUAGAUGAUGACACUGAUGAAGUGAUCGAAGAUAGCACCAGCACGAAACGUCGGAGAAAACCCAGCGGUUACAACAAUUCGCUGGAGCCGUGGGGUUCCAAGCUGGCUAACUUACGAUCCUUCAUUGAGACAUCCCUCCCUGGCUCAACCCUUGAAGAUAUUCAUCAAGGCUUUGUACAUUACAGGGUUCGAAAUGACCAGGGCGUCACCUGGUCACAAAUGUUCAAAGUGAUGGAAAUUGCCAAGGAGAAAUUUCAAGUCCAGUACAAUAUCGGACAAACAAGUUUAGAGCAGGUUUUCCUCAACUUUAUUCGUGCACAACAUAACUCAGAGGAAUAAAGUAUCACCCACACCCGCCGUUAUUAUCUAAAUAUUUAAGAGUUUUAUACGUGUCAAUGCAACUUUAUAUAGUGUCCUAUGUUCCUUAAUUACCUACUCCAUAUGCAAUAAAUUGAAACAUUCUAAAACCGGAA